AUGUCGUCCGGGUUUCUUCCCUUGCUUGUCAGUGUUCUGCACGCCGAUUUAUCUCAUGCGAUCUUAGAUGACAUUGCGCCGCGCACUAAAUUUCCUCCGACGGCUACACUUGGCCCCGACUUCAUUGCUGAACCGACACCGUUCAAGAACCUGUCAAAGAGAGCAGAUCACAUUCCGCCGAAUUUUUGUGGGUGGUUCUCGGGCUCUGACUAUGGUACCCGGCCCUAUUGCGCGACCUUCACCUAUGGAUCCGACUACAGAUCAUUCGUAUGCAUGUCAGAGAAGGACGUUGAGUACCAGCUGGAGCCAUACUGGGAAGGUUUCAGCGAUCCUAUCGCAUUUCCUGUUUACACCGGAUCGAGCGGCAUUUCGACCGGAACGCAAUACCCAGUUGGUUACUUUGCAUCAGUUUCAUCAACGAGAUCAGACUCAGACUCUGGUACUAGCAAGGAUUCAGGGUCCACCUCAAGUACCACCCAAGGGAACACUGGAUCUUCAUCCGAUCAUGGAGGUAGUUCUUCCCCUAUUGGGGCUAUUGUAGGAGGUGUGAUCGGCGGCCUAGCUUUGAUUAGUCUGAUUGUGGGGGCCAUAAUUUUAUUCGUUGGCCGAGGACGGAGACGACGACAAGGUCAACAUCAUCAGGAUAGUCUAGGGUUCCAGAACGGCCCCGAAUCAUACGCCCGAUCUCCCCAACCUCCGAGCUCAACAAUGAGCAACGUGUUUCCAUCUUAUACGGCAGUUCCAAAUACCCUGCCGUCAGAGCCCCCCCCCGGAAAGCCCUCCUCCUCAGCAGGUGCGUAUGAAGACCAGGCUGAUUUGGGCCAGCAAGCCGAGUUACCCGGGGCGCAGCCUCUUUAUCCAGAGUAUAUGUCGGCAGCCCAACGGCCUGUUUUGUUGCAGGUGGGUAUCAAGGAGUAA
This is a messenger RNA of Penicillium waksmanii, 918 nucleotides long. RefSeq lists its product as uncharacterized. Bases 1 to 918 code for a protein of 305 amino acids. NCBI's taxonomy places the organism in Eukaryota, Fungi, Ascomycota, Eurotiomycetes, Eurotiales, Aspergillaceae. The transcript has 4 exons. The record is from RefSeq and is a predicted model, not a curated record.